AUGUCCGAUCCACUCUCCGUCUCAGCCAGCAUCGCUGGUUUGAUCUCUUUGGCCGACCUGACGUUCAAGCUGGUCUACAAAUAUGUCAGAGGCGUGAAAGAUGCCAGAAAUGACAUUCAAUCUCUCGCCGACGAGAUCAAUGGCCUUUCUAGUGUAUUACGUACCCUAGAAGCGAUCGCUACAACGCUAGAAUCGGAAGGAGACAAAUUCGAUCCAACGCUCAGGCUGCACUAUCUUAAUCAUUGUCGCCGGACGCUCGACAAGAUCGAGAAGAGGGUCAGGAAGGCUGUCGAUCGGCUCGCCAAAUCUAAGAUCGGCGCGGUUGUUCAGCAGCUCAAAUGGCCAUUCUCGUCCUCGGAGACGCAAGACCUGCUUACGGAGCUGGCCCGCCACAAAGAGACCAUCAUCAUGGCGUUAUCUGCCGACACUAUGCAAAAGUUACAAGUAUCGCUUGCUAAAGUUGAUGAUUUGGGUAAAAGGGUUUCUUCAAUUGAGGAGGCGACGCGACGAAUUGAGAUCAACACCAUUAUCGUUGUAAAGAACGAAGAGCAACGUGUGCUGGAUUAUUUUGUAAAAAUCAGUCCUCAGCCGUAUCUUGAGUUGAGCAUCAAGCUCCGCCAUGCGAUGACUGGGCUUUGGUUGAUGGACUCGCCAGAUUUUAGGGACUGGCUUGAGACCCCGAAGUCUAGGCUAUGGUUAACUGGUAUCCCUGGAGCCGGAAAAACGGUCUUAGCGGGCUCGGUGAUCCAGGAAGCGCUUGAGCGUAGCCACCGUGAAUCAUCAGUCAGCGUUGCAUUUUUCUUCUGCGACUACAAGAACGCUGAUACUUGGGAGCCCGUCAAUAUCCUAGGGGCAAUUGCUGCUCAACUAGCACGUCAGAAAGAGGAGGCCUUUUUGAUUCUCAAGGAUUAUUAUGAAACACUUCAUCCGGCGACGGGGUUCGCCAAAUCGCCUGAUCCCGACGACCUUCGAGCCAAAAUCACUGAAAUAUCAGAACUAUUUGACCAGACCAUCCUUGUACUCGAUGGUCUCGACGAGUGUGGAGAUAACGUUAAUUUCGUCCUUGAUGUUUUACGUGAACUCGGGGAUUACACUGAAACACUUUCAAUAGCCGUCCUCAGUCGAGGUCAUCAAGAGAUUCGACAGGGACUAGGUGAGGAUUAUGAGUCGAUCCUAAUUGAAGCUCAAAUAGAGGAUGUUAAACUUUAUGUCGCGUCUGAGAUCGAAAGGAGAGUUCAAAACCGCCGAUUACGGCUUGCCGAUAUGACGAUGAAGGAGGAAAUAUUAGAGACUCUGACUAUUCGAUCACAGGGGAUGUUCCGGUGGGUCGUUUGUCAAUUGGACUACCUCUGCGAUUGUGCUCAUGAUCAAGAGAGAAGAGAAGCAUUACACAAAUUGCCGCCCAACCUCCCUGAAAGUUAUCGACGGCUUCUAGAGAGAGUCAACAGGUGUUCUCCAGCUGUACAGGCUCUUGUGCAAAUGUGCCUUCAAUUCAUUGCGAUUGAUGAGCCUAAACUGACUAUCACGCAACUACGCCAAGCGGUAUCCACACCAGACAAACUCGGAGACUUCCUCGACGAGUCUAACACAGUUUCAGAAGACGAAAUAGCCUUAAGGUGUAGCAGUCUCAUUCGAAAGUCGGAAGAUGGAUUAUCAUACGAGUUCGCCCACUUCUCCGUCCGAGAGUUUCUUGAGGAUCACGAGGCCCUUACAGCAGACGUCGGAAAACCCAAUAUUAAAAAAUAUAUGGUCUCUAGAACUGGUGCCCGUACACGUUUGGCCACCCAGUGCCUGAGAUUUUUGCAAUUGAAGAACUUUGAAAGAAGACCAGAAGACACGAGCAAGGAAGAGUCCCUCAUAAGGAAGAGAAAUAAGACCUUUUCGUUCUAUCCGUAUGCAGUAAUCAACUGGCUUAGGUUUAUAGCGCCUGUUCAGUCAUAUGACGCCGUCAUCCUCGAACUUUCCCAAUCUCUUUUCAAGCCGCAGAAGACCCCCUGGUUCUGCUCCUGGGCGAUAGGAGCUAUAUAUGAACUACUGAAAGAGUCUUUUGGUUACAUGCAUUUCCCAUAUGACCUUUCUCGUCUCGUCAUCAAGGCAGUCAUGGAUCCAAGUUUCCAACCACUGCACAUGGCUGCGGCUCUAAGUCUCCCUCAAGUCUGCACUUCCAUAUUGAAUCAGGGCGCAGCCGUAAGCGCGCGUUUUCGCCGCGCCAGGCCCAUCGAUCUUGCCAUGGUCACCAUUUUAGGAAUACCAUUUGGUGUUAGAUCAGACCAACCUCAAUUUAUGGAGUUUAUUUCUAGGUAUCCGGAGUUUCUUAAGAAUACAGAGCGACGCAACUCAACGAUCGAGUGUCUUAUCGAAAGGGGCGCGAAGGCCUCAAACCAUGAACUUGAUGAGGGGGAGCUUUCUAUCUUUUCGGUAUGUUGUAUUCUCGUCAUAGAACUGCAAGAUUUCAACGCUGUUCUGAAACUUCUCGAGUCCGGGUUUAUACCCAGCCAAACUGAGGUUGGUAUCUUUGUUGGAAGUGUGGAUCAACUCCUGAUGCGCUGCAAGUCAUCUAAAACACCCCUCAAUCCUAAUAUCGAGUCCUCAACGCUCGAAAUUCUGUACUUCAUCCGAGCGGUAACCUCCGAAGGGGCUGAUUGGAGCUUAAAAAUGAGCUCUACUUUAUGGCACUUCGCCAUCACCUUGAACUUUUCCUAUACACAACUCGAUUUCAUCGUAGAUUCGAGAAUCACCAUGUCUACAGAGACCUUGACUACCAGAACUGUUGCUGCUGUUCGCAAUAAUGAGAUUGGGGUCGCAAAGCAAUGUCUAGCUGACGAUCGAAUCAAUGUGAUGGACUCUUUUGAUAGCGAAGGAAACACAUUAUUACACAUGGCAGUACAACAUGUGGCCCUUGAUGUCCUGGAGCUUUUACUAGAUAUGGGCUGUGACCCAAACAAAGAGAAUUCGGUUGGCAGGUUCGCGAUUCAAAUUUCGGCUUAUGGCGACUUCAGGCCAGUGUUCGAUAUUUUUGGCAAUCGUGGAAUCUCCUUAUUCACCUCGAACUCUGGGGGCUCGAAUAUCUGUCAUUGUUGGGCAGAAGACUAUCGAUGGACACACGACGCAUUAGAUAUUCUCUACAAAAUCGAUCCUCAGGCCACUGCGAAGGCUCUUAUAGAGAGGAAUAGCGGCGGUGACACGCCAUUAUCUCUAUUGUUAAAAGACACCUCUGACCUAUCAAAGCAAAAGCUCUUCCAUUUACUAGAUCUGUGCCCUAGCAUCCCUAAUUUCUGGGAGAAUCAGGAGCGUGUAUUUGGAGACGCAGCGGCCGGGGGCUCAGAAGAGGUGAUCAAUGGCCUUCUUAGGGCCGGCGCCAUACCAGAAGAAGCCGAAUACGGCAGCCUCACUCCGCUGCACAGUAUACCAAGAUCAGCUUCUUUUGAUUGUGUUCAGAUUCUGCUAAGAUACUACAAGCAGGCACGCGAUUACAUCUAUGAAGGGCUUCUACCAGUCGAACGGUAUAUCUUACGCUCUUUAUCGCACAAUGAUAUCCCAGAUCUAGAUAUUGUGGAAGCCCUUUUCCCUCUGAUAUCAAUUGGUAAUAGAGGUGGAGAGGUAGGGUCAUGCUGGGAGUUUAUCUGUGCUGUACAAAGUUCGUUAGCCAAGUUUGAUCAAGAGAUCAGUGACGACGAUUCAGAUAUCACCGAUUCAUACGAAUGGGAUGUGUUCUUUGAAUUGAUUAUCCCGGCUUAUCUCAAGCUUGGUGCCAUGAGGGCUUAUGAGGAACAGAACCGGCAGUCAGGUGUGCUUCCGCUAUUCUCGAGUCUGCUGAAAUAUGAGGACUUGGGAGACGACCCAACUGGAUAUUUGCCUGUGAAGGCCUUGCGCAAUGUGCUCGAUCAAACAAAAUGGUGGGAACCAGCCAAGAUUUCAGAUGCCACGAUUAACUACUUCAAACGUGCAAUCACCGAUGUGAACGUAAAGGUACUGCAGCUACUUCUAGAGCGGGGCGUGGAUAUACAUCAGCGUGUAGGCAAAGAAGGGUCCGCAGUGGAGUAUGCCUUCAAGGCUCACAGGGCUCUCAGGCUAUGCAAAACCGACAAAGGUUCUAAGUUCUUUCAAAAACUUCUCAACCACUCGAACGACCGAAAACUGAGAGAAAACUCACCACAUGGAUCAGGGCUCUCACUUCUGCAUAGGCUUGCAACAAGCGAAGAUGCCACUAGUAUCCUGUGGUUGGUCAAGGCCCUCGUUCAGCGAGGCGUUGAUGUUAAUGGGACAGGGCGAGAUGAGGAAAAGCCUGUCCUCGUCUACCAUGUGUCUAAGGCCUCUUACCAGUGUGCCGAGUUGCUCCUCGACCUCGGAGCCGAUCCCGGCUUUUCUAUUCCCCGUUCGCGCGAUGCCGCGCAAAUGGCAAUCACGGGAGACAAUGUGGUUUUCCUAAAGAAUAUUUUAAAGCGUACUUCUCGAAUGUCAACAACAUUUGAUUGGAAAAGGAAGAUAUCAGUCCUCGCUGGCACUAAGAAGCAUAAUGUGGAUGCUCACAAGGCAAAUGCUUUGCAUUUAGCUUCAGCAAAGGGUGCCGUUGGAUGUCUCAGCUUUUAUCUCGAUGAGGAUUUACUGACUGUUGAAGAAUCGGUAUCAGAAGAAGGUCUCACACCACUACACAUCGACGCUUUUCACGAUUCCGUAGAGAUAACCAAAAUCCUACUUGACCAUGGAGCUGAUAUAUCGGCAGAAGACGACAUCGGCAGAACUCCUCUACAUUUAGCAGUCAUUGCGGACUCUCUACCGAAAGUGAAGUUCCUAGUAGAGCACGGUGCGAAGUUAUCAAUAGAUUCCUCUGGUGACACUCCGUAUCGCUACGCAUAUAAGUUGGGCCAUAAAGACAUUCUAGAGUGGUUAGAUCGGGAUACUGAGAAUGCUGCCCAAAAGCUAGAACGCCAAAUUUGGCCGGAUAGCAACCCUACGAGAUCCCAAGUACAAGAUUUAUUCCAAUACGCCGUUGAGUUAUUCAUCAGUGAAGGAGAUUUGAAUCGCUGCAAGGAGUUAUUUGCUAAACAUCGGGAAUACGAUGAUCCCCUAGCCGAUGUUCGUGGAUCGAAUCUAUUAUUUCUGGCAAUCAAUCAGUCCAAGCUUGAUAUUGCGACCUGGUUUGUCGACCAAGGAGUCAACGUUCUAAAGGCCGAGCGAGAAAGCGCCCUUGGGAUUGGGAUCAGCAUGUUUGAGAAGGUUGUAACGAAGCCUGACUUCGAGUCUCUAGUGCCUAAGUUUCUGGAGGCAUAUUGGUCUCAAGGCGGUAACCUGCUUGUGGACGAUGAUUAUCCUUUUCACCAUGCCCUCUGGAGUGAAAAUAACGAGAAUUUCAAGAUCCUCCUAAAGAGCCUUGUUGAUAGAAUGGCGACGUUUCGAACUAUUGUCAAAUCGGACCUGUCUCCCUCGGAAGCAAUCAAAGCAAUACUAAAUCGCCGGCAUCCCGAUGAUAAUUAUUUAACACCGUUGCACAUUGCUGCUUCUUGUGGCGACAUAGAAAUCGCUUCGCUACUUAUAGAGCACGGCGCUAGCGUUCAUAUCCCCGAUGUUUACGGCGGAUACCCCCUCGAACGGGUAGUUGAUGCUGAUAUGGCAGAAUAUCUCAUUGGCGCGGGGGCACCAACAGCAUGGCUUGCUGAUAUGUCUGAUCUCAAGCUCCUAGUGACUCAACCUAUGAAACCCAAGUUUGAAGAGCUAAUUCAGAUAUUUUUGAAGCAUCGUCCUGACUUAUCUCAGGUGCAAACACUGACUGAAAAAUUACCGGCAUUCUGCAUGAAGAUCGAUCUCAGUCCGUCUAGAAUUAAGAUUAUGUUGCAGCAUGGCAUAGACUUGAUGUCGGAGGAGGAAGGCGGCUGGAGUCUUAUCCAUCAUGCAAUUUGUCGACAAGACUCAUUAGAUUUUGUGCUAGGCCACAACCUGGAUCUUUCUCGAAUUAUUCCGUUUCCGUGGCAUAUGCAGUGGCAGGCCCUUGGGACAAUAGCCUUCCUAAGAACGGGGUUCAAGGAUCUUUCGAGGGCACUACCUCGUGAUCUCCUUCGCAAAAUGUUGAACUUGGAGCCGCAACGUGGACGGAGCCCUCUGUGCGAAGCUGCUUCGCGGGGCCUCGUGGAGAUCAUCGAGAAUUGCCUCUUGGCCGGAGCUGACAUCGACUUCGAAGGCUGUUCAAUUGGAUCGGCGCUUAUGAUAGCAAGUGCUUGCGGGCAUCUCGAAGCCGUGAAGCUUUUGGUAAGCCGCGAUGCUUCAACUAGUUAUGUCGGCGCGAACGGUCCUAGAGACUGUCUUGCCUUGGCUGGGUCUGAUGAGAUCAGAGAGUGGCUUCAGGUGGGGCGCUUUACAGAACUUUCGGUCGCUCAGGAAGAUGGAGAUGGAAACAGUAGCCUUACUACAGACGAACUGGAGGUGAAGCCCUAG
Molecule: messenger RNA, 6429 nt
Organism: Annulohypoxylon maeteangense
Lineage: Eukaryota; Fungi; Ascomycota; Sordariomycetes; Xylariales; Hypoxylaceae
Product: ankyrin
Exons: 3
Coding region: 1-6429 (2142 amino acids)
Molecular function (GO): protein binding
Source: RefSeq, a predicted model, not a curated record